This is a messenger RNA of Coregonus clupeaformis (lake whitefish), 2991 nucleotides long. Its product is annotated as inter-alpha-trypsin inhibitor heavy chain H3. Lineage: Eukaryota; Metazoa; Chordata; Actinopteri; Salmoniformes; Salmonidae. The transcript is spliced from 24 exons. The record is from RefSeq and is a predicted model, not a curated record. The coding region runs from base 29 to 2803 and encodes 924 amino acids.
UUUGUGGGGCUUCAUUUCUGCGGAGGUCAUGAUGAAGGGAGUCUCAGUAGGAGUCGGCCUCCUUGGGCUGCUGCUGGCCUGCGUUACCACAGCACCGACCAAUAAGGACAGGGACUGGGACAUCUACAGCUUUCACAUCAACUCCACAGUGACCAGUCGCUAUGCAACCACUAUCAUCACCAGCCGGGUGGCCAAUUGGAAUGACCAGUCACAGGAAAUAGAAUUCCAUGUCAAGAUUCCCAAGAAUGCUUUCAUCAGUAAAUUCAAAAUGACCAUUGAGGGGCAGACGUAUGAUGGGGUAGUGAAACAGAAGGAGGAGGCUCAGCAGCAGUACACUCAGGCAGUGUCUCGUGGCCAAAGUGCUGGCAUAGUCAGUUCGGUGGGGAGGACCCUUGAGGAGUUUAAGACAUCUGUGACUGUGGCCGCGCUCAGUAAGGUGACCUUUGAACUGACCUAUGAGGAGAUGCUGAAACGCCGACUGGGCAAGUACGAGCUGCUGAUCCAUGCUCGACCCAUGCAGCCUGUUGCUGACUUCAAGAUUGACGUGUACUUCAAUGAGCGACCAGGCAUUAACUUCCUGGAGAUAACAGGAGGGCUGAGCACCAAAGCACUGGCAAAUGCCAUCACCAAAACGCAUGCUUUUAGUGAGGCCUGGGUACAUUUCUACCCCAGCAAGGAGCAGCAGAGUCAGUGUGACAGCUGUGGAGAGCAGGGCCUGAAUGGAGACCUGGUCAUCGCCUAUGAUGUCCACAGAAACACGUCUAAGGGAGAUCUCCAGGAGUCAGAGGGGUAUUUUGUCCAUCACUUUGCCCCCAGUGACCUACCACGCAUUCCAAAGAACGUGGUCUUCAUCAUCGAUCGGAGUGGCUCCAUGCAUGGCAGGAAAAUGGAGCAGACCCGUGAGGCCUUGUUGAAGAUCUUGGGAGACCUGGCGGAGGACGACCACUUUGGCCUGAUCACCUUCGACAGCUCAGUGUCUACCUGGAGGAAGGAGCUGCUGCCGGCCAACCAGGAAAACCUGGAGGCUGCCAAGAGCUUCGCACGACACAUCCGCGACAGAGGAGCCACCGACAUCAAUGCUGCUGUGUUGGAGGGCACAGCCAUGUUGAACCGACACCCACAAGAGGGCUCAGUCUCCCUCCUCAUACUACUCACUGAUGGAGACCCAACCACAGGUGAGACCAACCUGGAAAAGAUCCACAAGAAUGUAAAAGAGGCUAUUGGUAAGAAAUUCCCCCUUUACUGUCUUGGCUUUGGAAUGGAUGUCAACUUUGACUUCCUGGAGAAGAUGGCACUGGAGAACAGUGGUGUGGGACGCAGAAUAUAUACGGACUCUGAUGCUGCUCUGCAGCUGCAGGGCUUUUAUGAAGAGGUGGCCACACCCCUAUUGACUGAUGUGCAGAUGAUAUAUCUGGGUGGGGCUAACCUGACCCAAACCAACUUCAACCAGUAUUACAAUGGCUCCGAGAUCGUGGUGGCUGGCCAGAUCACCGACAACAACAUAGAGAUGUUUACCGCAGAAGUCAUAGCUAUAUCGAAAAGCAAUAGGGUGAUGUACUCUGACACAUUACCAAUGGAGGAGCCCAUUGAAGCCAGGUCUAACAGCCACAUCCAGAGGCUGUGGGCCUACCUCACUGUAAAGCAGCUCCUGGACAAAGAGGUGCAGUUGAGCGGGAAGGCGAAGGAGAAGGUGAAGAAGGAGGCCCUGGAUCUUUGUCUGAAGUAUGGCUUUGUGACUCCUCUCACAUCCAUGGUGGUCACCAAGCCCCAGGGAGAGGACUCACAGGUGGCCCACAAGCCCAAGGAGGGGGAAAAGCCCACACGAUCCAGUCAAGUCCUCUCCGGAUCAAGAGUACAGUUCACGGCCCCCCAAACCGGAGUCCACAGGGCCCCUACAAUACCAGCUCCAGAUCAUUAUCAUCACCCAGGAAUGCUAUCUACAAUGUUAGCUUCAGCUGGUCUUUCCCCAAAACAAGGACUAAGAGGAAAUGCUAAGGAAUGGGCCAUGGAAAGAACAGUAAUCCCGGCAAGACACGGCUUGAUGUUUCAAACUUAUCAUGAUGUUGGUCAUGGCAUACAGCAGUCACAUCCUGACUUUGUCCUGGGUUCAGAGUCUUAUGAUCCUCCACAAACUCGCUCAAUUAAAACUACAAUGAGAACUACAACUACAACUGUGAGUCCUCUCCUGAGGUUCUUGUUGCCGGCUGAGGGUCAGGCUCUGCCACUGUGCUAUGACAUUCCUGCGUCUCUCUCUCUCAGACUGCUAAUGGACCCCAACAAUGAGUUGUCUAUGAACGGUCAGCUUGGACAAUCAGCCAGUGCAGGCUACCAGAAGAUUGUGAUCCAUUACAAAAGUGAUCAACAUAUUGAGUUCGACACCACUGGCAUCACUUUCAACGAUGGACAGAAUGCAACAUACUUCUACUGGAGCCUGGAAAUCAACCACGAAACAGACAAUGUGUCUCUGUUCCUAAGGGACAGGGAGAUGGAUGUCACCAUAGCGUCAACACGGGUCAUCAUCAUGUUCUACAAGAGGAAUGGAAUCAAGUUCCUGUGGCCCGUCCUGAGGCAGCGCACAACAGGAGACAACAUUACCGGGAUCAUGGCCCGUCCACCUGUUGCCUAUGAGGAGGUCCAGGGAACAACAAUGAAACUUAAGAUUCAGGACAAAGAAGUAGACGUCUCCAGGGACUCUGCUGUGGAUCUCAGUGCUCGCUCUGCCCCCACCGUGGCAUGCUGGUUGCUGCCGCUUCAGUCUGCCCUACAGGGGGAGCUAGCUGACUUCACCGUCACACAACUCUAACUGACCAUGUAGUUGCUCCCACCACCAACUCAUGAACACUAAACAUACAAUAAUUGUGUUCUAGAAUUAAGAAGAGCAACAAUUAAGACUGAGGUUUCUUUAUAUAGUUCUAGGAGUUCACAUAAUAGCACAACUAAGAUCUCCUGUGACCAAUUCAUUGUAGAAUAAAUAUCAUUUUCUGAACAGUU